Molecule: messenger RNA, 2182 nt
Organism: Manis javanica (Malayan pangolin)
Lineage: Eukaryota; Metazoa; Chordata; Mammalia; Pholidota; Manidae
Source: RefSeq, a predicted model, not a curated record
CGGCGGGAGAGAGGGCGCCACGAGGUGCGGGGUCGUCCUGGUGGGGACGAUAGGGGCGAAUGACCUACAGGACUGAUCUCCCGCUAAGCCUCCGCGUCCUGCGCUGGUUCGGGGCUGAAGGGGUGUCCCGCCGCGGAGAUAUGCUGUCCUGAGCCUGCAGGAGGGACUGUGAGGUGCCUGGCAUGCCCAUCAUCGUAGCUGCAACUAGGGGGAUUGGAGCUGAACUGCCAAGGAACCUGGUCCCACAGCAGGAGGAAGUGCGUGCCACCGCCUGUGGCGGGGAGACCUGAGGCUGGGGGCUGGUGGUUUGGCAGUGGGAGGUGGAAACUCAGAUUUCUCAGGUACCCAGUACAUCUCAGGGCUGGUGGGGGCGUGUGGAUGGGCAGGGAGGAAGCAGUCGAAGGUGCACCCCCUCACUAGUGGCUGGGGUGGACGGUGGUGUCAGCACUGACCGAGUCGGAGAGGGAGAAGAGAAGCAGGUUUCUGCAGCGUAAGUGAGCAGCCGUGCGCCGUUCCUGAUGUGCUCGGCACGAGAUGUCUGGAAUACACCCGAUGAACACUUGGAUGUGGAUUUGGAGCCCAAGGGAGGCCUGAACCGGAGACACAGGGUCGGGUCAGGAAGGUCGGCUCUGGGCUGGGGCCGAGAGGUGGGUAAGAUCGUCCAAGAUGGUAUGGCGAAGACCAGACCUUCUGAAACGCGUAAGGAGCAGCCGGAAUGGUGGUGAAGAGGCGACCUCAAGUACAAGGCAAAGUGGUUGUGAAUGGGAGGGGAAAGGACGGAAGGUGGAGAGGGGUGGGUUUGAUGCUGGGGAGGAAGAGGGUGAAGAGUCCGGGCCUAGAGGAAUUAGGCGCAGAGUAAAUCCUUAGGGCAAUGUCUGCAGACAGGAAGAGGGGGAGCAGCUGGGACGGAGAGGGGGCUGGAGGCCGGCCUCGUGGUGACCGCCUUAAAGGGUUGGAAAAGUCAGAUGCUGACCAGUUCUUGGCGUGGCCCUCAUCAAAGCCCUGCUGUACCCCAUUGGGACGGGCCUCCACUGCGCAGAACCGUGUUCGUCCCGUCGAAGGCACGAGAGCGCAUGCCCAGAGCGGCGGGCAUUGUCACGUGCGCCGGUCUCGCGGCCUCUGGCUCCAGCCGGCGAACUCGGGGGUUCGCGAGCGCCGGGGCCGCGGCGGCUGGAGCGGAGGGAACCAACGGCGGCAGUGGAAGAGAGCCGGCACUCGGGACCGCCGUCACCCCUCCGGGAUGGAGGUCCUGGACGAGUUCGACGGCGAGUUCCCCCAGAGUGUGACCUUCUGCCAGCUCAUCUCCGAAGAGGACUUCGAGUGGCAGGCGGCGACCUACACGGAGCACGCGCUGCGCCGCCUCUUCCACAGCCUGGACAGCAACCCCGCGCUGGCCGAGAGGGUGGUGCGCCGGGGCAAGCAGGCCGAGCGCGAGCGGCGCGGGCUCCUCUCCUUCCUCUGGGCGAAGUUCGUCUGUGCCGUCCAGGGGGAGCUGAACUGUUGCAACAGCGUGGGCGCCCUGGAGAUGCAGCAGCGCCUGGAACAGCUGAAGGAGCGCAUCCACCGCGUGCACCUCUACUCACAGGGUGCCAAGAAGAAGAGAAGGAAGCCAGAACCCAUCCUUUUGCGGGACCGACCCACCUCUGCGUGCCUGCCUUCAGCUCUGCCGGCACCUCCAUCGUUGCCACCAACUGCCACCACCACGGCUGCCCCGGCGGCCCCAGCAGCCCCUGUGUACACUAUGCCCAGGGUCUUUGGCCCCUUCCCUGUGCUGCCCAGCGAGUCGGUGGAAAACAUAGAAGUUUCAAGGUCAACAGUGAAAUUAAACUGGACUAGCCUGUCAUCAAACCCAAAGAGCCACAUGGUAGAUCUGACCCCCGUGGUCCUCAACCCUGGAGGCGUCCAUUUCUCGUACCUGGCUGGGAACAGUCCAGACAAGCUCCAUGGCCCUGACUUCCCCUGGACCUCGGCCUGUAGUGACUCCCACAGCACCGAGGAGAUGCCAUCCCCUCCUUUGAAGGCCUCCGUCUUUAAUCCGCCUGUCCUGCUCAAGUUCCAGCCUGUGCCCAGACCCAAAGAUGACUCAGAGAAUGACGCUGGCAGCAUAGAGCCCAAGCCCCACAAGAGGGACCCGUAACCUCUUCCCUCCAGACCAUGGCCAGAAGAAUGAAUAAAGUUCCUA